This is a messenger RNA of Pungitius pungitius (ninespine stickleback), 623 nucleotides long. RefSeq names its product thioredoxin domain containing 17 (gene txndc17). Gene Ontology annotation, molecular function: protein-disulfide reductase [NAD(P)H] activity. The transcript has 4 exons. The coding region runs from base 131 to 502 and encodes 123 amino acids. The record is from RefSeq and is a predicted model, not a curated record. Gene Ontology annotation, cellular component: cytosol. NCBI's taxonomy places the organism in Eukaryota, Metazoa, Chordata, Actinopteri, Perciformes, Gasterosteidae.
AAGUGCCACUGUCACAUUUUGAGUAUUUCUGUCUGGUCCAGUUUUCACAGAGUAGUAUUUUUGGAUAACACUUGUUAGUGCUUCUUACGAGGUCACGUUAGUGCGUUUCCAUACAAACUCGGACUACGCGAUGGCUCACUACGAAGAAGUGGCCGUUCACGGAUUUGAGGAGUUCAGUCAGGCUGUAUCCGAGAGAAAGGGAAAGGAUAUUUUCACGUAUUUCUCUGGUAAUAAAGACGCCCAAGGAAAGAGCUGGUGCCCGGACUGUGUGAAAGCGGAGCCGGUUGUUAGGGGACAGAUGACUCAUCUUCCUGAGGGAUCUGUGUUCAUCUACUGUCAAGUGGGAGAAAGGGCCUAUUGGAAGGAUCCAAGUAACGACUUCAAGAAGACCCUGAAGUUGAGUGGAGUUCCCACUCUGCUGCGAUAUGGCACACCUCAGAAAUUGGUGGAGGAAGAAUGCUUCAAAGCAGACCUGGUGAGGAUGAUGUUCACUGAAGACUGAGGGAUUCUGCGUUGUUCAUGUCAUUUCUUCAAUGUUAAACAGUAAAUUCACAACCAUGCAAUUCCAGCCUUAUUGACAAACAAAGCACAAAGUGCGUCUCCUUCUGGAAUGUCGAUGCAAA